Messenger RNA from Engraulis encrasicolus (European anchovy), 516 nucleotides. Its product is annotated as collagen alpha-1(I) chain-like. The record is from RefSeq and is a predicted model, not a curated record. Lineage: Eukaryota; Metazoa; Chordata; Actinopteri; Clupeiformes; Engraulidae. The transcript is spliced from 4 exons. The coding region runs from base 262 to 516 and encodes 84 amino acids.
GGGCCGGCUCCGGGCUCCACUGCCAACAGUGGCAGCGGUCCAAGAACUGUUGAACGAAGGGUGCUUCGGUCGUCUGGGAAGGCUGGUUAGGGUAGUUUCAUGGACAUGGAAACCGGCUGAGGGAUUCCUGAGUGUCGGGAGGGGAACGGGGGCAGUGCCACGCCUGGCCUCAGGGGAGGUGGGACAACCAGGACCUCACCAGACCCACAGACAGGGUUGGCUGCAGCAGCAUACGCAUGUACACCAGACCUCAGAAGGGAGAUGGGAAAGCCAUUAUCUCCUGGAUGCACAGGAGAGAGGGGACUUCAGGGCUUCGUCGGGAGUGUAGGCAACACUGGACCACAGGAGCCAGGCGAAUCACCAGGCCCUGCAGGUGAUCGAGGGCCUAAAGGCGCACAGGGAGCCAAAGGGGUCGAAGGAGAAGAGGGACCCGCAGGACAACAGAUGUUCUACACUGGAGCUGGAAUGAACCCUGUCAGAUCCUUCGGCCUGCUACGUUCAAGAGGAACUUCAUGA